This is a messenger RNA of Trichoderma citrinoviride, 1446 nucleotides long. Its product is annotated as zf-C3HC-domain-containing protein. The coding region runs from base 1 to 1446 and encodes 481 amino acids. Lineage: Eukaryota; Fungi; Ascomycota; Sordariomycetes; Hypocreales; Hypocreaceae. Gene Ontology annotation, molecular function: zinc ion binding. The record is from RefSeq and is a predicted model, not a curated record. The transcript has 3 exons. Gene Ontology annotation, cellular component: nucleus.
AUGAACUCGACCAAACGCAAGUUCAACGCCCUGCUCCAAGGACUCAGCAGCCCGCGCCCCAGCACAGACGACGAGUCUCCAGCCGCCGCCAUGUUCGGCAACCGCGUCCCCAGCGGCAAGCUCGUCGACCACGAGGCCAUGCUGCAGAAGCGCCGCCGCCUGGGCUUCCCCGACGAGACCGCGCCGCGCAUGGACACGUCCGUCUCGUCGGGGCUCACCAGCCUGGCCAGCUCCAUCAGGCGCACCGUGUCUGAUGCCACGACGCCCAAGGUGCGGAGGGACGGGCCGGCGCGGUAUUCGCCCGGCGACCGGGACGAGCUGCUCAAGCGGCUGGCCACGUUUCAGGAGAUUACGGACUGGACGCCCAAGCCCGACAGGAUCAACGAGGUGGAAUGGGCCAAGCGGGGGUGGAUCUGCCAGGGCAAGGAGAGGGUGCGGUGUCUGCUGUGUCACAAGGAGCUGGUGGUGAAGCUGAAGAAGGAGGCUGCGGAGGGGGAGGAUGGGCUGACGUCUGCUGAAGUUGAGGCUGCAUUGGUCGACAAGUAUGCAGAGCUGAUUGUCAGCGCGCAUCAGUCAGAUUGCCUGUGGAAGAGACGCGGAUGCGAUGAUUCCCUGCUUCGCAUCUCAUUCGUGAGCGCCAAGGGCGCCAUCGAAGCUCUCAAGGGUCGAUAUGAGGAGCUUUGUUCUCGAGCGGCGUUUCUCCCUUACGAGUUCAACCUACGUCUGCCGGAAGGCGUGAACUUGGAUGAGGUCAUCUCCCAGCUGCCACCCGACUUCUUCACAGGCCGUAAUCCCACCCCUGAACCAGUCCGACCAGCGCUUGCUCUGGCGCUCUUCGGCUGGCAAGGCCUCAACAACACCCGCAUCGGCGCUGUGCCCAACACGGCGUCAUGUCACACCUGCCAGCGACGACUGGGUCUUUGGAUGUUCAAGAGCAAGGAGGUGGACGCAAAUGGCAACGUCGUUGUACCAGCACCGAUGGACUAUCUCGAUCCCGAGCGAGAGCACCGCUUUUUCUGCCCCUGGAAGAACCCAGCCGCUCAGAGCAGGGGCCAUAGCAUCGCAAAGGAUGAUGCACCCGACAUGCCAGCGUGGAAGAAUUUGCUGCAGUCCAUCAAGAACGAGUCCGAUCUUCGAAGUGUAUACGAGGGCAGGCUCAAACCGUCAUCCAAGCCGGCUGCUGCUGCAACCCCGUCGACGCCUCUUAAACAGACGGCCCGACAGGCUCCUCAUCAUACGCCAAACGCUUCUGUUGAUUCACUCGCCAUCAAUGAGGAGGACGAUGAGGCGACGAGAGACGCAAAAGACAAGGAACGAUGGGCGAGGCUGCGCAAGGUGAAGAGCUUAUUUGACACGAAGAAGCUGCGGAAAUCGAUGACCAACCGCCCGGAGACUCCGCACUCGAUCAAGUCGAACAAGUCCGCAAGGUCAAUCAAGGGGGAUUGA